This is a messenger RNA of Umbelopsis ramanniana AG, 578 nucleotides long. RefSeq lists its product as uncharacterized. The transcript has a single exon. Lineage: Eukaryota; Fungi; Mucoromycota; Umbelopsidomycetes; Umbelopsidales; Umbelopsidaceae. The record is from RefSeq and is a predicted model, not a curated record. Bases 38 to 217 code for a protein of 59 amino acids.
CCGUUUCAUUGCCUUGUAUAAGGCUGCUUGUUAUGUCAUGGUAUCCUGUAGAAAUUACUGGCAUUAUGUAUUUGCCAGGAUGCUUUUGUGGAAUCUUGUAUUACGUGCUCUGAACGUAAUGUUAGUCUUUUUUAGCUCGUUGGCCAUUCCAGCGGCAUUCCAAUCCAAGCAGAUGUGUCGCUCAUUGCCGAAUACACUCGGUCAAUGUCUUUUAUAGGUACCAUAGGAUGAAGCAUAUGCACCAUGGCAUGAAGUGAGCGAACAGUGACAGAAUCGGCAUACUGUACACGUUGUAGAUUGUUGUCUCUCGUAAUUGAGGUUUAUCGUAUAUCCGAGCAACCGGAGGAAGUCGCUGAAGUGGUGCAUACCGUACACCAACCUUUGCUGUUAAUUGUUCCGCAAUAUAUUUUCUUGUCUCAGCAUCUAACACUUGGCAGAUACCUCGAUGUUUGGAGUUAUCAAAGGCACCAGGUUUGAUGACGGUAUCCAAAAAUUGGUAGAUUAUAUAACUUGGGUGUUCAGGCAUUGCAUUUCAGCUGUGUUCAAAGUGUCAGGCACACGUUGUUGGUAUGUAUUAA